GGGUCUAUUAAAUAUCAUGGGGUGCAGGAGAGGGUUCAUAAUCGAUGAGCCACCCCGGCGGCAAAACAGUGACUUCGAAGUCAUGGAGAGGUUCAGUCCACCAGCGGCGUCUCUGAAGAAACGGAUCAGCCCACCGAUCGCGUGGAACCUCGGCUUGACCAGCAAGGAGCCGAAAUUAAUUAAGGUUAUCCUGCUGGGACUACAGGGAGUCGGUAAAACUGCGCUGGCGGUGAGAUUCGCGACAAAGCGGUUCAUCGGCGAAUACGAUUGCACCACCGAGAGGAUCUACAAGGUCGACAACUUCCUGGACGCUUCGUGGGAGCUGACCGACCCGCCGGGAUUCCUGCCACCCCCGACCGAGUUCAAACUCCGAUUAGCCGACGCUAUAAUCCUCGUCUACUCUGUCUCGGACCGCGUCAGCUUCGACGAAACCUCUCGUCUUCGAUUUUUGGUCUCGCACGCAAGGAGGACCAGGAAGGUGCCGCCAGUGGUGAUCUUAAUCGGGAACAAGGCGGACCUGUCCUAUACGCCGGGCGAGAGGGUGGUUUCCACCUCGGAGGGCCGGCAAAGGGCCGAGGAGAUCGAGGCUCAUUCGUUCCACGAGAUCUCCGUCAGGGAAUCCGUCGAGCAAGUCAUGGCCAUUUUCACCGACGUCUUCAAACUGUUGACGGAAUUGCCGGGCAAUUCUGGACAGCAGACGAAUUCCUUCAGGGUGAGGGCGUCCACUGACGGCACACUAAACGCACUGAGGCGUCCCUCGCCGGUGCCCCUCAAAAGAAGAUUCAGCAUCUCCGUGAGAGGAACGAUCCACUGAUUACUGCACAGAAUACUACGUCUUUUGCAGAAGAAACCGAAAAUGAAUGUUAGAUUUAACGAAUAACUCGGAAGAAUUUUUAAGCUAAAAGAAGAAAACAGCUGUACUUUUCUAGCAGUAUCUAUAUAAUUAUUUCAUAACGAACCGAGCGACUUCAAUGGAAGAAACUUGAAGUCGAUAUUCGCGGAGAGAAGUUAGAUGUUUCCAUGAAGCUGGAUAAUUAUAUCUGUCCCGGUGGCAGUAAUGACUGUAAUCGCUGCGAAACUGAAAAUGGCAUCCUACGCGUCGGUAGACGUUUAUAUAAAUCCUUAGUUCUCGAGGAAAUUACAGAACUAUGUUAUACAAUGUUUUGCUGGCAGGAGUAUUAUUUAUAGCUGAGCGUCUCGCGAGUCGUGUGAAUGUUGUUCGUAGUCCAACCGUUAAAGAGAACCUCGGUUAUUUCAAUGUCGAAUGGUUGAAGAGUUUUGAAAGGACCUAUAUCCUGUGAUAGAAUUUAUUAAAAAUACACUCUCGAGUUUGGUCCCUGGGACAAUUAGACUUAACUGUAUGUAACGAUGGCUGAUGUACUCUGUAAAAUAUCUUACCGUGCUAACGGUAACAAUAAAAAUCGGUACGUAACGAUUUAUUCGUGUCUAAUCGCCAAUAAAAGCGCCUUCGGAUUAUUGUCCUGGAUGGCUGAUCUACAGUGAGCCACCGUGUUCGAUGCAUUCUUGCCGACUAAAAUCAAGUCCAGGAACUAAGUAAUCCCUCGAUUCGCUGAAACGAAGAAAAGAAUCGCUCACCUCUUAACCUAGCUGCCCGCUGCACGCCAAGAUUCAGCUCCUUCAAGUUCGCUGCCAAAUCCCGGUAACUCUUCAUUCGGAUUUCGUGUUCCUUGAUCAGAUCCACGUUGACGUUCUUCAACUGCACCAACCUCUUCCUCAUUUCCUCGACGUUCUCGAGAAUCCUAGCAUCUUCCAAGCGAAUUAUGAUGUUCUUCAACAGAGUGGUGUCACUGGCUGCCUCUGCCUGCAGUCUCGCGUCGAUCUCCUUCAAAUCUGUAACAGGAUUUGCUUCGUUCAGCUAAGAUUUACGUAAUACGAAGCACGACGCUUCGAGCGCACCUUUGACGCGUUCCAAAGCGUCCACGAGCUUUUUCUCUUCGUCUGGGAACGAGACUUCCGAGGACAACUCUCUCAGGCCUAGAUACAGGGACAGGGAUUGAAUAAUGUCCCCCGCGAACGUGGAAUCUUCCGUUUGAAUGGUCACUUUCCCAGUCAUGUCGGCUUUGAAACAAUGAAUUCUAUUGUCUCUCAUCCCUUUGAGCCACGCUUCAAUGCCCCCAGCGUUUAGCCCGUCUUCCUUGAGCUCAAACUCGUUGGGGAGGAUCAGGCUCUGGUUCAGCCAGAGGGCGAUCCUUUGAGGCCUCUCUGCGAACUGAAAGGACGUUACUUUCGUCGGAGCUCUGACAGUUCACUUCUUAACCCUUUCGCGACGGGUGCCGUGUAUAUACGGCAGUCACUUAUGACUUUACAGCGGCUGACGCUGUCUAGAUACGGCAGUCACUUAUUGGUUUUUUUAUAUUAUUAUUUUAUUUCAAUAGCGAACUCAAAAUAAAGCUAUAAAUACGUUGGUGGCGAAGUAUGGUUCACUUGCGCUUUCGUGAACGACGACAAAGUAUGAUCAGUCGCGCCGUCGCGAAAAUUGGCAAAGUAUGGUCAGUCGCACUGUUGCGAAAAGUAGCGAAGAAUGGUACAGGUGCGCCGUCGCGAAAGGGUUAAAUCCUUUGCACUCGGGAGGACGCUUAAUAACUAUUUAAUUUGAAUAGUAGUUUUGAUACUUUCACGGCCUGGCGUGUUACAUUCAUUUCUGGCUUUCGGAUGAGAGCCGUGUCCACUAGGAAUUUAUUCCCAACGUUUCGCCAGCAUUGCAGCUGGCUUCAUCAGGGAGCUAAAGGCACAUUGAUACUGAUGUGUGCCAAGGAAGAGUCUCUUUAACCCUUUGCACUCGAGAAGUGACUCUCAGUCACCACUUGAUUUGAUACAGCAAAAGUAUAAAGUUGAACAUUUAGUAUUUUAAAUGAAU
Messenger RNA from Nomia melanderi (Alkali bee), 2878 nucleotides. RefSeq names its product ras-related and estrogen-regulated growth inhibitor. Lineage: Eukaryota; Metazoa; Arthropoda; Insecta; Hymenoptera; Halictidae. The record is from RefSeq and is a predicted model, not a curated record. Gene Ontology annotation, molecular function: GTP binding; GTPase activity.